Messenger RNA from Suillus subaureus, 444 nucleotides. Its product is annotated as ubiquitin-conjugating enzyme/RWD-like protein. Lineage: Eukaryota; Fungi; Basidiomycota; Agaricomycetes; Boletales; Suillaceae. The record is from RefSeq and is a predicted model, not a curated record. Gene Ontology annotation, cellular component: nucleus. Gene Ontology annotation, biological process: protein polyubiquitination; ubiquitin-dependent protein catabolic process. The transcript is spliced from 5 exons. Bases 1 to 444 code for a protein of 147 amino acids. Gene Ontology annotation, molecular function: ubiquitin conjugating enzyme activity.
AUGGCCUUGAAGCGCAUUAACAAGGAAUUGAUUGAUCUCGGACGUGACCCACCCUCAUCGUGCAGUGCAGGCCCUGUAGGCGACAACAUGUUCUCAUGGCAAGCAACGAUCAUGGGCCCCACUGACUCACCGUAUUCGGGCGGGGUCUUCUUCCUUACAAUUACGUUCCCAACCGAUUACCCCUUCAAGCCACCCAAAGUCAGCUUUAGGACGAAGAUUUAUCACCCUAACAUCAAUGCCAAUGGAUCCAUCUGUCUGGAUAUUUUGAGGGAUCAGUGGUCACCAGCUUUGACUAUAUCAAAAGUGUUACUUUCGAUUUGUUCGAUGCUGACGGAUCCCAAUCCCGAUGAUCCUCUGGUACAUGAUAUCGCCCAUCUGUAUAAGACUGAUCGUACUCGCUACGAAGCAACGGCUCGGGAGUGGACAAGGAAGUACGCCACGUAG